Molecule: messenger RNA, 614 nt
Organism: Monomorium pharaonis (pharaoh ant)
Lineage: Eukaryota; Metazoa; Arthropoda; Insecta; Hymenoptera; Formicidae
Exons: 3
Coding region: 160-462 (100 amino acids)
Source: RefSeq, a predicted model, not a curated record
GCUCUAUUCCGCACUAUGUGAUUUCGGCCUUACCGGUGCAACAGUGCAGCUAGAAAGAACAGACCACAAGUGUGUAUGGUCGAAAAUGGUUCGUUGAGAAGCAAGAACAAAUGAGAAAGGUUAUGUGAUAUUCCUCAGGCUCAAGCAUAAAUUUAGAAAAUGUUACGAAAGUUGUUAUACCAGUUGCUUAAACCAAAAAGUAAGGAAGAAGCCGUGCACAUAAGGAAAAGGCUUUCUCUGAUUUACGCUAUCGUGGGAUGGAAUGCUUUUGGCUUAAUGUUUUACACAUGUAUAAAAAAUAAAACUCCAGAAGACUCUGACGAGCGAAGAAUGUCCUAUGGACUCUUGAAUGGUAUACCUAGUAAUGUGCAUGUAUAUCAAGUAUCGGGUUUGUCACUCACCAAUGAUUUUGAUGUCGCGUACAAAGCUAAGGUUGCUCAAAUAGAGAGAGAAAAAGAGUAAGAAAAAUGCAACUGCUCAGAUAGAUGGGCAUUAGAUAGCAUGUAAUAAUUAUUUUGUAACAUCGUAUAAUAUGUAUUAGCAAACGAGAUAAACCUUGUAGAGCUUUACACUAUCUACAUGUAUAUAAAAUACAGAGCUAAUCACAUUUGUAA